CGAGCGGGCGCGGGGGCGGGCGCGUCAUGUUGAUCCCGGCCAUCCUCAAGAACAGCACGACUGGGUACAAGAACGUGACGUACAACCGCAGCAGAGAGAAGUUCGUGGCGCAGGCGCAGGACGACGGCAGGCGCGUCCACCUCGGCUACUUCGAAACCGCCGAAGAGGCGGCCGUCGCCUACGCUCGCUCAAAGUACGGCCGCGCCGACGCCGCCAAGCAGCUGCAGCCCCGCGCUGCUCCCACUGCCGAUGGCCUCGAGGCCAUACGGCAGGCGGAGAGGGAGGGCCUCACCCUGGUCACCAGCGGCAGCACCAGCGGAUACAAAGGCGUCUGCUACCGCCCGAAGGAGCGAGGCACCAAGAAGUACAAGCUGGAGGUGACGGCUGAAGGCAAGAGUCUCUACCUCGGCUGGUUCGCCACCGCCGAGCAGGCGGCGCUCUUCUACGCCCGCAGGGAGGCGGGCAGGGACACCAGCGAUCUCACCUCGCCGCCGCCGCCGCCGCCCACCUCUGCCGCCGAGGCAGUCCGGCAGGCAAAGAGGGAGGGCCUGACUCUGACUAAGAGCAGCGGCAGCAACAGCGGCUACAGGGGCGUGACCUUCAAGCCGAAGGAGCGAAGCAGCAAGAAGUACGAGCUGAGGGUGGGGUCUGGAGGCAAGCAGAACUUUCUCGGCCUCUUCGCCACCGCCGAGGAGGCGGCGCUGGCGCGCGCGCGGCACCUCCGGGACACGGCCGUCCGCCUGCUCGAGCCGCCGCCGCAGCAAGCACCGCCGCAAGGCGCAGCAGGGCCUUCCGAGGCCAGCAGCUACGAGGAGGCGGAGGACGGCUUUGACCCGGCGGACAUUGCCGCUGCCGUCUCUCUCGCUGCUCUCCGACCCGCCGCCUUCCGCGAGCGAGCAGAGGGCGGCGAGGCGGCAGGCUCGCGCAGCGGAGCAGGCGGCGGCGGCGUUGGCUGAAGCGGCGGCGGGUGCUGCUUCGCCAUGGGACGACGAGGCGGAGGAGGAGGCAGAGGUGCAGGGGAGCGAUAGCGGGUUGCGGGGGAUGGAGGUUGAGGCCGGCGCCGCAGGAAGGGUGGCGGCGGAGGUGCAGCGUAGUGACACUACUCUAGAGGUGCGAGGCAGCGACCCAUUCCCGACGUUUUGGUAAUUCUACGUCAGUAGAC
Emiliania huxleyi CCMP1516 is the source of this 1162-nucleotide messenger RNA. RefSeq lists its product as hypothetical. The transcript has a single exon. The record is from RefSeq and is a predicted model, not a curated record. Gene Ontology annotation, molecular function: DNA binding; DNA-binding transcription factor activity. NCBI's taxonomy places the organism in Eukaryota, Haptophyta, Isochrysidales, Noelaerhabdaceae. Gene Ontology annotation, biological process: regulation of DNA-templated transcription. The coding region runs from base 27 to 956 and encodes 309 amino acids.